Babesia ovata is the source of this 546-nucleotide messenger RNA. RefSeq lists its product as uncharacterized. The transcript has a single exon. The coding region runs from base 1 to 546 and encodes 181 amino acids. The record is from RefSeq and is a predicted model, not a curated record. Lineage: Eukaryota; Apicomplexa; Aconoidasida; Piroplasmida; Babesiidae.
AUGAAGCUCGUUGCCGACCUGUCUCACUGUAGAGGUGAGCGCGCACAUUAUCAAUUCCGCGGCGGCUUUUUUGCCACACUCUCCAUUUUUGCAUUUUGUGCAUUGUGCGUCGCACUCGCAGACGCAAUUUUUAAUAUUGGCGACGAGCCGUCCCACGUUCAACGCCUUUUCCUUUACAUAGUCGACUGUUUUUCGUUCAGCAGUAUAAAGCUCUUUAUCCAGCGCGUUGGCAAAUCCAUUGCAAAGCCUUUGGACAGCUUCAAUACUUUUAGUGAUGCCGCCACUGACGGUAUUAACAGAUUGGAACGCCUCUUUGGCUACACUAGUAACAUCUUCAUUAAGCUUCUCUUUCAUUCCAAUGCCAAACUGCUCAAUGCUGCCCGUCAUAUUAUGCCCAUGCUUCCACCCGAGUAUCCUCCGCACGGUGCCAUUGUGCUCCAAUAUGGUGGCCUCCAGCCAGCCCUUUGCAAUAUUCGCGAAAUUAUUCUUGAACUCGUUAGCAUAGCUGUUAACCAAACCGUGGACAAUGCCAUCCAGACCACUUAG